AUGGGUCAGCAAUGUGUUACUAAUAUAAAAUAUCACAACUUCAGACAAUCUCUUUUCAAUGAUCAAAACCGUAAAAUCCUCGAGGAUUGUUACAAUGGCAUAGUCCAACCAGGUGCUGCGCCUCCAUCAGUAGCCACACUGAGACUGCACAUUAAUGGUGUACAAUUUGAUGUGAAUAAUCCAGACCCUCACACUAGCCUCAAUGAAUUCAUACGUAAUCAGCAAGGCUUUAAGGGCACUAAGGUGAUGUGCAAUGAAGGUGGAUGUGGCUGCUGUGUUGUUGCRYUGACAAGAAUUGAUCCAUUAACAGGAAGAGAAAUCACUCUAUCAGUCAACUCUUGCCUUUUUCCUCUGUAUGCUGCCAAUGGAUGUGAAGUUACAACUGCUGAAGGAAUUGGAAAUCUCCUAAAAGAAAAUUCAAAACCCACCAAACAGGAGAUUGAAGACAGUUUUGAUGGAAACAUUUGUCGCUGUACAGGUUAUCGUCCUAUUCUUGAUGCUAUGAAGACUUUUGCUGCUGAUGCUCAACCAAUAGACAUUGAGGAGCUAAGCAAAUGUGUCGGCAAAUGUGAUGACUGCAAGUGCAAACGACAAAGAWCKGURCCAGAAAACACAUCUGGUGUUGAGUGGUACUCACCAACUUCACUUGCUCAACUGUAUGCCAUCCUGGAAAAACACAGGCAGGACAAUGUCAAACUCAUUGCUGGAAACACUGGAAAAGGUGUUUAUAAGAUAGAAGGUCCAUUCCAAGCCAUGGUUGACAUCAAUGCUGUGCAGGAAUUACAUUGCUCAACGGAAGUCAGCAGUCAUCUUCUUGUGGGUGGAAGUGUAUCCCUAAACUCAUUCAUCAAACUUUGUGAAACAAAAUCCAGCAAAUCUUCAUCGUUUGGUCCCUUUGCAAGACAUCUCAGAGUGGUUGCCAAUAAUCAUGUAAGAAAUGUUGGUUCUCUUGCUGGCAAUCUCAUGCUUGCACAUGCACACAAGGACUUUCCAUCAGACUUAAUGACGAUCUUUGAAGCUACUGGAGCAUCGUUGUUAAUUGGCCUACAUCGGAGCACUUGGUGAUCAUGCACCUGAUAGGCUGAAGUCUGCAGCAAGGUCGAUUCUCCAAGAAAGAGCUGUUUCAAGCGGUAUUCAGAACUAUGAGUCCAAGCCCGAUAGGUACCCAAUCAGCAAUCCAAUGACAAAGAUUGCUGCUAAACUCCAGGCCGCUGGAGAAGCUCAGUACGUCAAUGACAUACCGUCCAGUGAGGGGGAGGUGUAUGGAGCUUUUGUCCUUAGCACUAAGGGAAACUGCAAAAUUGACAAAGUGGAUCCAUCAGAGGCGCUAGCAAUUCCUGGUGUGAUAAGUUACUUUGAUGCAAAUGACAUCCCAAAGGGUGGAAUCAAUGAACUUAAGUUUUUCAACUUUCCCGGACCUGCUGAGGGCGUGUUCUGUCAAGGUGAUGUCUUGUUUGUUGGCCACGUGAUUGGUAUGGUAGUGGCUGAUACUCAACGACUUGCAGACGAGGCUGCCAAGUUGGUCAAAAUAACAUACAAGGAUUGCAAGCCUCUGAUUUUGACAUUUGAGCAGGCUAUCGAAUCCAAAUCAUUCUGUCCACCGUUGUCUCCUCCAUGGUCUUUAAUGAUGGCUGACAUCAAUGUUGGCGAUGCUGAAGGUGCAAUGACGUCAUCGAGUCACGUGAUCACUGGGGAGGUGAAGUGCGGUGCUCAGCAUCAUUUCCAUAUGGAAACACAGGUGUGUUUGAGUGUACCAAAGGAAGACGGACUUACUCUCUACAGCUCUACUCAAGGAAUUACUUUUGUCCAAAAAGGCGUCAGUGAUUUUUUAAACGUCAAAGCGACCAGUGUGGAUGUGAUUGUCCAGAGAUGUGGUGGUGGUUUUGGCGGAAAGGCAUUAAGAUCGGUUCAAGUAGCUUGUGCAAGUGCAUUGGCCGCUAAGAUACUAGACCGACCUGUGAAGAUGAAAGUGAAUUUUAAUACCAACAUGGCUAACCAGGGUGGAAGGUCACCACAUAUGGCGAAGUACAAGGCUGCAGUGAAUGACGAGGGAAUCCUACAAGGUCUGGAGAUGGACUACUACGUCGACACUGGCUGUACAGGAGAAGAUAACGAUCUUUUGGGCGCCGUAGACCACCUUGAUAAUUUGUACUACUGUCCAAACUGGAAAGUUAACUUYCACACCUUGCUGACUAGCAAAUCCUGUACAACGUUCUGCAGGGCACCAGGCUCUGUACAAGCUGUUUUUAUUAUGGAAUCUAUCAUGGAUCAUGUGGCCAAAGCACUCAACAAAUCUCCAGAAGAAAUCAGAGAAAAGAACUUGUAUGAGGAAGGUCAGAAUACUCCAGGUGGUCACCCGAUUCCAUACUGCAGCAUCCGAAAACUGUGGAAAGACAUCACCGAGACAUCAGAGGUCAAAAAGAGACAGCAAGAAAUUGCGGAGUUCAAUAAGGCCAAUCGUUGGAGGAAACGUGGAUUGGUUCUUGUUCCUGGUAAAUUCAAAAUCGAGGGAUCGAAUUACCAAUUUACGGUWUUCGUGUCGAUCUUCAGCGCUGAUGGAACUGUUGCCAUCCAACAUGGCGGAGUAGAGAUGGGACAAGGAAUUAAUGUAAAGGUUGCUCAAGCUGCUGCCUAUGUACUUGGCGUUCCCAUGGAGAUGAUCAUUGUGAAGCCAAACCACACCGUUUUUUCACCUAACAGUAUGGUUACUGGACGUAGUAUUGUGAGUGAGACMUGUGUCGAAGGUGUWAUGGAGUGCUGCAAGAUGCUGAACGAACGCAUCAAACCAGUCCGUGAAGCAAGUCCAGGCGUUUCCUGGAAACAGCUGAUAAUGAUGUGUGGUUUCCAGAAAGUCGAUCUGUCAGCCAAGUACAAUGCUCAUUGUUCGCCGAGGGGAAAAGGCUAUUCGUCUUAUGGAGUGACGUGCACCGAGGCUGAAGUAGACAUUUUGACCGGCGAGCGUCUAAUCUUGAGGUCUGACAUAUUGUUUGACUGCGGAGAAAGUUUGAACCCUGAGAUUGACGUUGGGCAAGUUGAAGGAGGCUUUGUAUUUGGCAUGGGUUAUUGGAUGUCCGAGAAAGAAUCAGCCAAAAACCUAUGCACCACUUCUUCUAAAAGGAUCUCUCUGAAUGUUGCAGCUUCUGGAGAACCUCCAUCUGUCAUGUCAUGCGCAUGUCUGUUUGCUGUGAAGCGUGCAGUGGAAGAGGCCAGGAAGGAAACUGGAAAUGAUGUCCAUUUCACUCUUGGUACGGUCUUGCCUAUCUGA
Molecule: messenger RNA, 3265 nt
Organism: Exaiptasia diaphana
Lineage: Eukaryota; Metazoa; Cnidaria; Anthozoa; Actiniaria; Aiptasiidae
Product: indole-3-acetaldehyde oxidase
Molecular function (GO): iron ion binding; iron-sulfur cluster binding; oxidoreductase activity
Source: RefSeq, a predicted model, not a curated record